AUGGUUGAAUCGGGCACUAUCAGCCGGACCAGCCCCGGGUCGGCUUCGAUCGUCGCGGCAACCGGCGGCGUCCGGAGCGGGAUCCUGGAAACGCGGGUCCGAGGCGCCUGGUACCGGGUAUCGGUCAGCCUCGAGACGGAGUACAUCUCCGUCAGUCUCGAUGAGGCCUGCGAACCGAUCGAUCACUCGACCACACUCAACGGAACGCUAGGGAGCAACCACAGUGGCAACAAUGGGUCGAACAACUCAUCGCAACCUUCGUCGACCGGUGCCUCGGGACCCUCGAUUCACUCGUCGGAAAAUCUGAACGGAGCAACCACACCGGCCGGGAACCCGCCGGGCGGUGGCGGUGCCAAUGGUGGCGCGGGCAGUAUCGGAUUGGCCAACGGGACGGGCGUUAGCUCAACCGCUCCGGGCGGCAAUAGUGGUGGUAGUGGUGGCCCCGGCACUGGUGCUGGUAGUGGUGGCCCGGUAGGAAGCCUAAAUGGCGAUAAUUUCCUCAACAAUAACAACAACGGCGGUAGUGGCAGCAGCAACGGGACAACCGGCACAACAACGACGGCGGGCAGCACGAACGGCACCAAUGGGAACCACGUUGGUGGCGGUAUAGGUGGAGGUGCCAACAACAACCACAACAGCAACAACAACAGCAUCGACAAUGGUAUCGCCGAGAUCUGCGACGUGCCGGACUCGGUGGCGAACCAGAAGCGACACGUGCGCGUCAUCAAGUCGGACAACAACGGACUUGGGAUCUCGAUCAAGGGUGGGCGUGAGAACCGGAUGCCAAUUUUGAUCUCGAAAAUUUUCCGCGGCAUGGCGGCGGACAACGCGAAGGGCCUGUAUGUCGGAGAUGCGAUCCUGUCGGUGAACGGCGAGGACUUGCGGGACGCAACACACGAGGAGGCGGUACGGGCGCUGAAGCGGGCCGGACGUGUCGUCGAUCUGGAAGUGAAGUUCCUGCGCGAAGUGACACCGUACUUCCGGAAGGCGAGCAUCAUCUCCGAGGUUGGCUGGGAACUGCAGCGAGCCUUCCUGUGUCCACUCGGCCCCAACGCAUCCUCGCCACCCGGAGUGGCCCCCCGGAGUCCACCGAGGGCGGACACCCGCUACAUCCCGCUGCAGCUGACGCACCUGGCGCGCAACCUCAAGUACCACGAUCCUGAAAACCGGUGCAUAGAGCUACACUCACCGGAUGGCAUCCACUCGUGCAUCCUGCGAGCGAUGGAUCCCCAGGAGGCGGCCACAUGGUUCAACGCGCUACACUCCGCCAUCGGCAAGAGCACUCAGAAGGCGCUGCUGGAUGCGAACCGGGCCCUGGUUUCGAUCAUCGGCGAACUGAAGCACAUCGGCUGGCUGAGCCGGCGGAGCGGCGGCGAGCAGAACGGACGCUCCAGCUCCGAGAGCUCCGACGAGCUGGACAAAUGGCAAUCGAUUUUCGUUGCAGUAACCGAUCGAGAACUACGCCUGUACGAGAGCGCCCCCUGGUCGGUGGAAGCGUGGAGUAGACCCUUCGAAAGCUGCCCCCUGGUGGCCACUCGGUUGGCCGGGGCCGGCAACACAUCGACCGUCAGCUCCAACUCGAGUACACAUUCGAGCGUGUUCUGCAUCCGGUGCGGUACGACACGCGGCGUCGUCAGCCAUUGGUUGCGCUCCGAGACGAACCGCGACAUGGCGACGUGGGCCCGGGUGCUGGUGCAGGGCUGCCACAAUGCGAUCGUCUGCCAGCGGGAGUUCUCCUUCAGAUGUCUGUUUCAGGGUCGACCUUGUCAAUUAAUAGUGCACCUGGACCGUGGGUUCACGCUGCUGGACAGCGGACUCGGUCCCGCGUCGAAGGCGCUCUGGUCGUUUCCGUUCGACAAGCUGAAAGGUUCGGCCGACGAUGGCAACAAGUUGCUGUUUUUGGACUUUAUCGGCCCGGAGGAGGCCGGCGGCGGUGGCGGCGGAGGCGAGCUGGAACUGGACAUGGAGUGCUGCCCGAAGCCGGUGGUGUUCGUUCUACAUAACUGUCUGUCGGCCAAAGUGCACUCCCUGGCAUAAGGCCGCCUGGUGGCUACUCCAAGCUGACUCCACAGAGGGUUCGCAUCCCGUUGGCUCAGACCGAGCCUUAGUCAUUCACCAUGUUUACAGGAGUUCUCGUGACGGGCCGACCCGGAACCGGACCCAACCCUUGCUUUGAUGUAAUCUGUAAAUAUGGUCAUCAAACGUUCACCAGUCCGCCGGAGUGGGACUCCGGUCGGUCCCAGGUCCCAGUCAGUCGGUCAGUUAGUCCGCGCAGUAAGGUGACAUUUAAAGAUUUAUAUCCAGAAGAGAGGAGUCCCACGGUGGGCCUCCCGCGAGAAUCCAUCUCAGUCAUCCCGGGGCAUAGGUAAUUCGGUAGAGCAGCAGCAGCAGCAGCAGGUCGUUUAGGGCAAAUGUUUUGUUUUUGUUACUUGUUUGCAGCACACUGCAGUUGUACAGUUCUGUCGUUCUGUUUGUUUCUAGUUUGUAGACGUGUAGAACGUAGCCGGAACGCCGGUCCGUAACUUCCACCCUUAUUCGUAGAGAGAAUGAACUUCCUUCGAAUGAGCCGAACAGUAGACAGCAAAGAUGGGUAAUGUAUUAUACCGCUAAAGGAACACAUCGAGAGAGUCAGGACGAGAUGAGCGGACGAGAAAAUUGGCCGAAGAUACUCUGCACAUUUCUCUCCAUGAAAAGCAUAAACUAUUGUUCGCCUGUUACAAAUAUUCAGUAUGGAGCCAUGCUUUUGGGUGCUUUGAGUGGGGAAUUCAGUGUACGGAGGGUGCUUCUGAUGACUGUGCUUUGCGAAUAGUGCAAUGAAGACGGUGCUAAGACCAAUGAUCGCCUGCCA
Anopheles bellator is the source of this 2848-nucleotide messenger RNA. It is a transcript of the gene Syn1, whose product is annotated as beta-1-syntrophin. Lineage: Eukaryota; Metazoa; Arthropoda; Insecta; Diptera; Culicidae. Gene Ontology annotation, cellular component: dystrophin-associated glycoprotein complex; intracellular anatomical structure. Gene Ontology annotation, molecular function: protein binding; structural molecule activity. The transcript is spliced from 10 exons. The record is from RefSeq and is a predicted model, not a curated record. Bases 1 to 2037 code for a protein of 678 amino acids.